Limulus polyphemus (Atlantic horseshoe crab) is the source of this 1212-nucleotide messenger RNA. RefSeq lists its product as uncharacterized. The record is from RefSeq and is a predicted model, not a curated record. The transcript is spliced from 3 exons. The coding region runs from base 97 to 693 and encodes 198 amino acids. Lineage: Eukaryota; Metazoa; Arthropoda; Merostomata; Xiphosura; Limulidae.
ACAUGUUUAUGACUAUUUUAGCCACACACUAAUGAUGACAGCGACUCUGGAACAGAAUCUGAUGAUGAAGGAGAGAAAAAAGAAGUUCAGAAAUGUAUGGAAAAUGUUCAGGUGGAAGAAAAGAAAAGAAAAUUGGGAACAGGUAAAAGUCCACAUGCGGUGACAAAACAACAGGUGGAUUGUAGUUGUGAAGGUCAACACCAGGUAUGUUGUGCUUCUAAAACAGAUACAGAGAGCUCUCUUCUAGACUCUGCACUGCCAAGUGACAGUGAUCAUAAUUUUGACCAGCAUAGCUCCGAGGAAGAGCUAGAAGUAAUUAAUAGUGCUGGGAACGUUAUUCCUCGGAAUAGCAUGUAUCCUGAGAAACGAAAAUGGUCACAAGCCAACCGGCUUAGCUGUGGGGAGCACUCUGCAUCCUCAGAUGAUGAGGUACAAGAUGUGUUUUGUAUAUCGACUCCCGUGGAGUUCUGUGCUUCCCCUCCUGCAAAUGUGCACAAACCUAGUAGAUCUCUCUCACCCCCACCAAAAGUCUUUCACUCUGCAUCUGCCAACAUCCCUUCUUUUGAAGUCUGUUCUGUUUCCCCUCGCAACACAUCCCCUCGUAAGAAACACAGACAAAUGCAUGCCAGUGGAGGUGCAAAUAUCCAGCGACCAUGUUUGGAUUUUGAAAAAAUGCAGCAGAUAAGAGUGUGACGAUACACCCUUCAACAAUUCCGGUAAGUUAGGCCAGCUGGUGAUUGGGACUGCUGAGACUUGGAAAGUGCGCGCGAUGCAGUAUGUGUUUUAUAUAUCUUCUGUGCGGUUGGCCUCGUGUUUCUUUGUUUGUUUGUUGUUAUUUUUUUUUAUAACGGUACGAUCAUUGACUAGUCGUCUUAAGACAUAGUAUGGGCAUUGUGACGUCGUAGGAGCUCUAGCUGAUGACGUACGACUGCAGUGACUAUAUUAUUCAAUAUGAUAGGAUGCUUAUCCUACUGCUGAGACGAUAUAUAGUCAACUAUGAUGAUGUUUUGCAGCGUACAGCGGCCGCAUAUGUGCACAAUCAUAUGGACUGAUCUUUUUGUUUUUUUUUCAGGUUUGUGAAGUAUGUUUCAAUGAUCUCCCUCCAUGAUGCACAUGUAUGUAUGUAUGUAUGUAUGUUCCGUUGAUGUAUUUGUUCACGAAGUAAUGUAAAGAUGAAAUUCAUAUUAAAAACUUUAUAUUGCAGUAAAGCCA